AUGGGCUGCUUCCAGGCGCGUCAGCCUCUGGUGAUGACAGACUGGUCCACAAUGAGAGUUUUCUCGAACGGCACUGAUACCUACGAAACCGAUGGGAGCCACGCUUCACUGGCGCAAUCGCUCUCGAAGCAACCCCCGUAUCAAGUCUUCUCGUCCCAUGUCGACUUCUUGCGGAACAAUUCAGCCUUUGGCAACACGACCAAAAUUUUCGCAUUCGACACUCCAAACGCUUCCACGGGCAUCGUGUGGAUCAAACCAACAACUAGGGACUAUGCCGACGAAGUCGAAAAUCCGAUAUGGUCUGUCACUGCUGCCACACUAACGGCCACAUGGGCCAUGGUUGACAUCAACGCCACAUCCGAUGCGUGCGUUGGCAGCACAUACAGCGCGAUCAAAAAGGCACACCACGACGCUGUCUUCGAUAUCUCCUAUAGACGAACGAAGCCCAUUGAGAUCGCUUCGGAGUGGUCUCAAAGACUGGCCCAAACAGCGUACGAGAUGCAAAGUUCAGACCUCGUCAAUUGGAACAACAACACAAACGUCACCAUCUCCCAACAAUCCAUUGCCCCAACCUUUGCGCUUGGGCUGGCCACCAUCGCUUACCCCUACAUCGACUCGGGCUACCCCAUAUCAGUGAACUCGGAUGGUGUCACAGAUAGCUUCAUUCCGUCUAGCGACAGCAAGUACACCCACAUACCACUCAAAGCAGGCACGUCCUACUUGGAGGACUUCAUGGACUACUUACCAAAGUACGUCGACUACGUCUCCACCACAGCCCGCAACACCCUCGGCUCCUUCUCGCGCUAUUUCUUCGUCGUGGACAAUACCGACAACAGCACCACUACAGACCUCUCUAACCUCGAAACCAUGGUCAUAACAACCUACCGCCGCGGCAUCGGUUACUCCCCCGAAACACGAACCGUGAAGUUCGCACUCGUCAUCAUCGGGCUCUAUUGCCUCGUUGCGCUGAUUCACAUCGUCUGGAUCCUGACCUCCGGCAAGGCGAGCACGAGCUGGAAUUCGGUCAGUGAACUGGUCAUGCUGGCUUUGAAUUCGAGGAUGCCGGAGGGGAUUGAGAACACCAGUGUUGGUGUCAACUCGAGGAAAACGUUUGAGGAGAAGGUGGGCAUCAGGGCGAAUGAGGUGGGGAGUUUGGAGUUGAGUUACUUGGGGCAGAAGGGUAGUGCGGAGGGGAGGGUCGCUGUUAAUAGGGAGUACUAA
Molecule: messenger RNA, 1221 nt
Organism: Cyphellophora attinorum
Lineage: Eukaryota; Fungi; Ascomycota; Eurotiomycetes; Chaetothyriales; Cyphellophoraceae
Exons: 1
Coding region: 1-1221 (406 amino acids)
Source: RefSeq, a predicted model, not a curated record